UCUAAGAGAAUACACGAUAAGGUCUGUGAUUAUUCUGGCGUGAAUAUUCGACAAGAUAUUCGAUCGUUUCGGACAGUAUUCCUCAGUCUCGCUAACAUAAAAUGUCUUUUUACGACAAUCACUACUAUCACAUCAAUAAAAUAACUCUGUCCAUUGUCGGCCAAUGGCCGUUUCAAUCGCGACUGAAGAGUAACAUGAUGUUCACCAUUACAGUGUUGUUCGUUUUCACAUUAGCGGCCUUACAGCUUUGGGGUUUGGUAGCUGGGAUAAUGGAUUUGAACAUCGUUAUGGAAAAUGUUCCGGCAUUUUUGUACAUUUCAUUCUGUGCGAAACGAAUCAAAUCGUUUUAUAAAUAUAAACCGAACGAUUUCUUCGAGGUGCAGAUGAAAGAAUUGCUGGAGCACGUCGAAAAGACUUGGAAAAUUAUGCACUUGAGGCCUGAGAGUAAAAUAUUAAGGCUUUACGCCGAAGAAAGCAGGACCUCUACAGUACGCUAUUUGAUUGCUCUUUAUUCAGUAUGGAUCUUAUAUUGUGUAACACCGAUUGCCAUUAACCGAAUCUAUUUACUCUUACCAACGAACAAAACUUAUUCGGCCAGGUUUCUGUAUCGCAUUGAACAUGUUCUCGACAUCGAAAAAUAUUACAACCUGUUGAUGCUUCACGGCUUUAUCGGCAUAUUUUACACAGUCUCUGUACCGAUAGCUGUCGAUUGCUUGUUCGUUCUUUGCACUCAGCAUGUCUGCGCAUUGUUCAAGUGUAUAAAAUACAACAUAGAACUUAUACGAGGUUCGGAUUUUGUGUUGCUCAACCCAAAUAUCGCGGACGACGAAGCAUACCAUGACCUCAUCAAUUGCAUCAAAUUGUACAAAUAUGCUUUAAAGUUAGUGCUGCUCUUAGAUACGUUUUGCAUAGUUUGA
Messenger RNA from Vollenhovia emeryi, 917 nucleotides. RefSeq lists its product as uncharacterized. The coding region runs from base 102 to 917 and encodes 271 amino acids. Gene Ontology annotation, biological process: sensory perception of smell. Gene Ontology annotation, cellular component: membrane. Gene Ontology annotation, molecular function: odorant binding; olfactory receptor activity. The transcript is spliced from 5 exons. The record is from RefSeq and is a predicted model, not a curated record. Lineage: Eukaryota; Metazoa; Arthropoda; Insecta; Hymenoptera; Formicidae.